Molecule: messenger RNA, 282 nt
Organism: Clunio marinus
Lineage: Eukaryota; Metazoa; Arthropoda; Insecta; Diptera; Chironomidae
Source: the annotation of a GenBank genome assembly
AUGACAUUUUCAAAACGUAAAAUCAUGUUGGAUGGAUUUCUUAGGGGAAAUCAUCGUAGUGCUUCUGCCGGCUGCCUCCAAAUGAAGCAUCAAAAACCACUAGUGCUUUUCAAGAAAAAUGGCCUUUUUCCAAGAAUUUGUUUACUUUUUCUUGGAAUUUGUCUAGUGCUUCAAUGCAUCAAUGGUGCUUCUGCCGGCCAAUUUUAUUCGAUGAACAGCCCCUUGCAAUAUUUGAGACGAAGAGAUUUUGUUCAUCCAUGUGGAAUUUUCAAGGCUUCGUGA